CUUAGAUUUUGAAUAAACAACAUGAAAUACUUCGUAUUCGUCUGCGUUGUUAUCAUGAAGGUGGCAAUUUUAACCCCAACAGAUGCAGAUGUGAGAUCUGAAUUUCGAUCUAACAUUUACAAGCACCCGUAUCCUAGUUAUUUACCCAAGGAAGCGAUGGGUAAUCUACUCCAUGCACGCGAGCAUAAUUUUUAUGAAGAUUCCGUGGAAGCAACACGUACAUUUCUAAAUAGCAUUGCCAAUCCUGAGAUCUUAUCUGAGAUUUUUGCAACAAGAGCGGAAGGUGACGAACCAACCUGCUACGGACUAGUUUUAAAAACAGUCCUUGCCACCAUUGCAGGAAUUCCAUAUGCAAGACAAAUUGAUGAUUCCAGUGGCAGAGAAGAGAGUGGUCUACUGAGAGGAAAUUUUUAUUGGCUGGGAAAUUAUUACGAAUGUUUUGGUGCAACAAAUGGAAAAGAUAUUACAACGAAAAUGUGCACCGCCAUUUUUGCAGUUGGGCCGAAUACUACAAUCGGAUUACAACUUGGUGUUUGCUUCCCUGAUAUUUGUACUGAGAAAGAAAUCGAUGUUUUAUUGCAAACUCUGGUCGAUCCAAACAUGACAACAAUUCACAUUACUACACGCUGUCCGAAACCUGUCGUUUUUGAUGCACUUAACAUUACAACCAUCGUUAUCUUUUCAUUGCUCGGAGCUUUUGUAUUGUUCGGUACGAUAUACGAGGUAUAUUUUAUAAUUCAAAGACACACAAGACGUGAAACUGGUGAAAACGAAGGAGAGAAUUCAAGACAAUUAUCAGUGUUGUCCUCGCUCUCGAUGUCGUUCUCAGCCAUCAAAAACACAAAUACUCUAAUCGAUGUUACUCAGAAAGAUGGGAACAUACAUGUGCUCAAUGGUUUACGUUUUUUCAGCAUGACUUGGGUGAUAUUGGGUCAUACAUUUUCCCUGUCUCUUGGACUGACCGAUAACACUGUGGAUUUCGCAGACUUUACGCUUGACUACGGAUCUUUUCAGGUCAUCGUCAAUGGCGUUUUAGCAGUUGAUUCUUUCUUUUUUCUAAGUGGUUUAUUGGUGGCUUAUCUUGGUUUGCGAGAAAUGACAAAACGCGGUGGAAAACUAAACGUACCGUUGAUGUACUUAAGUCGAUAUUUGAGGCUCACACCAACAUUGGCACUGACAAUACUUGUUAUGGUUUCUAUCGCACCUAUGAUCGUGGAAGGGCCCUUGGAACCUGUUGCUGUUGAACCACAAUUAGAUAUAUGCAGAAAAUACUGGUGGACAAAUAUUCUUUACAUCAACAACUUUUAUCCGGAAGAUUUCGCAUUUUCGUGCAUUCCUUGGGCUUGGUAUCUUGCAAAUGAUAUGCAGUUUUAUCUACUGUCGCCUCUAUUUCUUAUUUUACUCUAUAGUUAUCCUAAAGUCGGACUUGGGCUUAUGGGAGGCGUUGUUUUAGCCAGUAGCGCAAUCGUAGGAAGUUUGUCAACACAUUUCGGAGUAUAUCCAAACUCUUUAGUUUAUGGAUUUUUAAUGAGGUUAAUAUCACAGGCCGCAUCUCUUUCUCCUACAUUCAAUUCAACUAGAUCAGAUCCAGCACCUGAAGGUGGUGGUAAUGAUUACUUCAGCGAUAUUUACACUAAACCCUGGUGCCGAAUCGGAGUUUACAUGAUUGGGAUGGCAACUGGAUAUAUUUUAUUUGUAACAAAAGGAAAAAUAAGAAUGCAAAAGUGGUUUGUAACUCUUAUGUGGUUGGCAGUAGCCGCGAUAGAGCUCGCAGUAAUUUAUGGAUGGACAGGAACUGUUAUGUACUCAGAUAUUGGAGAUUAUCCAUCUCAGAACUUGGCCUCAUUUUAUAACGCCGUGUGCAGACCAAUUUGGGCAUUCGGGCUUUCGUGGUUAACAAUUGCAUGUGUGUCAGGAUAUGGCGGGCCUAUAAACUCAUUUCUUAGUUGGAAGUUUUUUAUUCCGUUGAGCCGUUUGACAUUUUGUGCAUAUCUUAUUCAUCCAAUUGUACUUACGUAUAUGUACGCUUCCAGAGAGUUUGAGUUACAUUUUGCACUCAACAUCAUGAUCUACUAUUUUCUGGCUACGUUACUGUUAUCGUACGGUUUUGCCUAUCUCCUGCACUUGAUCAUAGAAGCACCAGUGGGUGGAAUUCAAAAAAUUAUUUUUCCGAGUAAAAAAAGACCUGAAAUUACAUCUGAAAAAUGUAAGACAGAAAUGAAUGGCGAUGCCGUGGUUGUUGGACAAAUGAAUCGCCAUGUUGAUAAUGUCUCUGUAAAUGGAUUCGCAUCGUCAUCUCUACGUUCCGAGAAACAAGGAAUAGAAAAUGCCAUUGUGCUAGAAGACGCAACUGUAAUUGACAAAUUGUGAAACAUAUGUUUAUGUGCAGUUUUCUCAGUAAUAUAAUUUUUAACUCAAAUCCAUAAUCACAUCGCAGAUAACAAUCAAUUCCCAGUUGAUAAAUCAAAGCAAAUAGACAGAAGAUAUACAUUGAUUGUCGAUUGUAAUAGCAUUUGAUCCAUGUCUGGGUAUUUCAUAUGAUGUUUAUAACAAGACACAAUUAAGCAAUAGGUGCACUGUAGUUUUAUAUAGCUUCCUAGUCUUUAAGAAUUUUAAUCAUUUGAUCCAGUACAUCUUGACUAAUUAAAUCAUGCUAAGUGAGAAAGUUUAGAAUCUAAAAAUUUCAUAGGCCCGGAAAUAUUUAUCUUAAAAUCGAUAUCUGACAAAAAAAAAUUAACAGGUUUUGGUAAUCUCUCUGUAACGUGACGAUAUGAAAAUUUGAAUUUAGCAAUAUAUGGAUUGUAAUUUUAACCGGUCCUAAAAAAUUCUGUCCACGGGAUGGGUUUCACCUAUGAAGAAAAUUCAAAUACUGAUAGUAUAUUAUUUAAUAUACAGGAACUAGAUAAUACAGGAAUUUAAUCAUAUUAAGUUAAUCAUACAACAAUUUAUUGACAAAGUCUCGAUCAAUUUUUCAAUCGUUUUUGGGAAUAGAAUAUGGUAUACUCAUAAGAUCAACUUUGGUAGAAAGUACUUUAAUGACUUGCAGCAGGGACCAAGAAAAUUAAGAUCAUUAAUUAUCAAGAUUGUUUCAUGAAUCACUAAAUUGCUGCUACUUUGUAUACAAUUGUAUACAACUCUUUUAAAUAAGUUUUAUGAGACGUAUAAAAUUGAGUUGCUCCUAAAGUUUGUUUUUGAAAAUGCUUCAUAUAUAUUUAUACAAAUAAUACUGAAGAACAAUUUUUGUAUAAUCUUUCAAUAAAACGAAUAAAAGUGUAUAUAUAUAUAACGAUUACAUAGAGAACAGAGACUUUCACCAGUUGAUUUGAUGUUCAGAAACUUAAUAAUAUUUGCUUCCUGUCUGCGAAAGCCGUGACUACAGUGAUUAAUUUUCUAUAUUUGUGAACAGGCUUAUAAAUUUAGCUCAA
Messenger RNA from Styela clava, 3425 nucleotides. RefSeq names its product nose resistant to fluoxetine protein 6-like. The record is from RefSeq and is a predicted model, not a curated record. Gene Ontology annotation, molecular function: acyltransferase activity, transferring groups other than amino-acyl groups. NCBI's taxonomy places the organism in Eukaryota, Metazoa, Chordata, Ascidiacea, Stolidobranchia, Styelidae.